GCAGACAGAGAGCUAGCAGCAGUGCGCGCGCGUGUGUGCCGGUUUAUUCUGUCUAUCUAUCCGAGGCAAAUCCGCAGACCCCUUUCUCGGGCCGGUUUGAAUGGAGAGGGACUUCAUGGGCGCCGCAGGGCACGGGCAGCGCCAGCGCGCCGACGACGACGACGCCGGCAGAAAGGACACAGCUUACUUCGGAGCAGGAGGCCCGCCGCCGAUGGACUGGUCGUUCGGGAGCAGGGCAGAGGCCGGGGCCGCGCCGGGGGUCAUGUCGUUCCGGUCCGCGCCCAGGGCGGAGCAGGGGCAGCCCCAGUUCUCCGCCGCCCAGAAGCAGCAGGCGUCUCGCGCCCUCACGCACCAGAGAUCAUUCGGUGCCGAGAGCCAUGGCAGCCCGCAGUACACCGCCUCUAUGCGCGAUGCUUACGGCGGCCCGACUUCACAACACCAGCAGCAACAGCAGCGUCAACACCACCAGCAGCAGCAGCAGCAUGCUGUUAAUGCUGCCAGAGUGAUUCCAGGGUCAUCCCCGUUCAAUCCGAAUAACCAGAUGUUCAAGGUCCAGAGUUCGCCUAACUUACCAAAUGGCGGCGUUGCUGCCAGUGGAACGUUCAAGCAGCCACCUUUCGCGGUGAACGGCACCACGGCCGUCGCGCCUUCCAGAGUCGGUGUCUAUGCAAGGAACAUGCCAAAGCCGAAGAUGGCGCAGCUGACCAUCUUCUACGCCGGUUCCGUCAACGUGUUCAACAACGUUUCGCCGGAGAAGGCUCAGGAGCUUAUGAUGUUAGCUAGCAGAGGGUCUCUUCCGAGUGCGCCCGCUACCGUUGCUCGCAGUCCAGAGACAAGUUUCUUCGCCCCGGCUAAAGUCGCUGCACCUGAGGUUUCUCACAGUCAAGAAGCAAAUCUUUUCGCGCCGGCUAAAUUUGCAGCACCCGAGGUUUCGCUCACAAAGCAGAUGCUACCUCAGCAGCGCUUCUCGCCUCCUGCGUCAGGCGUUUCCAGACCGAUAUCCAGCGUGUCUCAAGCUUCGUGUCUCCCCAAGAGCGCCUCUAGCUCCAACAUCGACUCGGCAGUCCCUAAAUUUCCAACCCAAUUUGUUAUGCCUCUCGCAAGUCAGCCUCCGUCGACUCGUCCAUCUUCAGGCCAAUCUGUUGCGCCUCCCACAAGUCAGCAUCAGCCUGCUCGUCCUGUGACACUAUCAUCUUCAGGCCAACCUGUUAUGCCCCUCGCAAGUCAGCCUCCGCCUACUCGUCCCGUCACACUUGCCGCUGCCACUGUUGAAGCUAUUAUGCCAAGAGCUGUCCCUCAAGCUCGGAAGGCGUCCCUAGCCCGAUUCUUGGAGAAACGGAAAGAAAGAGUGACAACUGUUUCGCCGUAUUCAUCAGCCAAAAGCCCAAUUGAGAGCAGCGACACAGUUGGGAGCUCCAUUGAGAACAACAAAUCAUCAUGCACAGGCAUUGCCAUGUCAAGCAGCCAUGACAAGUCAGUAUGGCGGCCCAGAAACAUCAGUUUUGGUGGAGAGUCCCCAAGUACAAACCUACAUAUCUGAUCCGAUAAUCUCCGGGUGUCCAUAGAUUCAGCCCUGUUGACUGACGCAAAUGGUAAAAAGAUUUUGCAUUCAGCGGAGAGGAGGGAUCGACUCAGAGAGAUAGUCAGCAUAUGAUUUAUUGAUGCUGUUCUUAUUCAUGUUUAGAGGUGUUCUUGUUUGUUAGUUUUUGCUGUAAUGCUGGUUUAGCUGGUGCAACCCCACCUAACUAACAAGAGAGCUGUCUGUCACUUGUCAGACUCUUGAUUGUUAUCUCUUCUUUUUUGCCGUUGCUCCGUUGUAUUGCAGAAAGAAAUAUGUUAAUUUAGCAGUAUGAAAUUAUAGGCUUACAAAUUUCAGGGAUCGCAA
Molecule: messenger RNA, 1885 nt
Organism: Lolium rigidum
Lineage: Eukaryota; Viridiplantae; Streptophyta; Magnoliopsida; Poales; Poaceae
Product: protein TIFY 6b-like
Exons: 7
Coding region: 101-1540 (479 amino acids)
Biological process (GO): regulation of jasmonic acid mediated signaling pathway; response to wounding; regulation of defense response
Cellular component (GO): nucleus
Source: RefSeq, a predicted model, not a curated record